Messenger RNA from Colletes gigas, 1000 nucleotides. RefSeq lists its product as uncharacterized. Lineage: Eukaryota; Metazoa; Arthropoda; Insecta; Hymenoptera; Colletidae. The record is from RefSeq and is a predicted model, not a curated record. The transcript has 6 exons. Bases 103 to 813 code for a protein of 236 amino acids.
CUUCGUUAGUCAGUCGUUUGUCGAGAGCGUAAGCGUCAAUUCGUACCACAGAGUGAAAAGUGCAUAAGUUUUUUUAGAAGACAUCAAUUUCAAUUCUGCAAAAUGGAUGCUGUUCCUGGAACGAGCACGAAUCUGGUGGGGAAAUUUACACAAAGUGUUCGGAGAAUCGUCCAGGACGUAAAGGAUGAAGGAACUUCAAGUGGGCAAACUAAGGAAGAGGUCAUUGAAACAAACGAAAGACUCAGAAUCGUAAGGAUACGCCUGGAUGGAAGUUAUGAAAUCGCUAAACGUGCCCUCGUUGAGCUUAUGUGCAAAUAUACUGACAGCAAACAAGUCCGCAAUGUGUUUCAACGUUACAACCUUCUAAAACUUAUGAUUAAGGACGUGAUUAAGUUAGAGACUCAAUACUGGACGCUGGUAGAUAUACCGAAGCAGGAAAAACAGGAAACGGUGCCCGCCUUUGUCCUGCGCGCGUGCUCCAUCAUGGAAAAGACCCACAAAAGCGGGGAGGGCGUAAAAACGUCGGCUCGACUGGCCGAGGAAGCGGAGACGAAACGUGAACGCAUCGACAGACUCGAAAGUAUGACAACGGCCCAAAUUGAAGCAGAGAACACGCAAAUGACUAACGAUUUGUACAGAUUACUGAAAAAAUAUACAGGACUCAGAAAUCUCAUCCGAGGUUUGAAGGAGGAGUACAACAGCUCGAAGGUGUACCCAAUUUUUCCUCGUUAUCCGAUACUAAAGGAUAUGAUAAAGGACAUAAUGCACAACCCGGACUACAUGGAAGUUUGUCACGAAGUGGACCAAGCAUAGCGGCCGGACCCCCUCCACCGUUCGCCGCGCAUGACUUUGUAAAAUUCUAUUUACAACAAACGUUCCGCGUGGUAGUUGGUGAAGGGGGUGAACUAGAUAAAACGAGCCUCGAGGAGGCAAUUAUUUCGUACGGUGGAUUGAUCGCCACAAAUUGAGUUUAUUUCAAACGCGUCUCCGUAUGAACACC